Messenger RNA from Ruditapes philippinarum (Manila clam), 742 nucleotides. RefSeq names its product sedoheptulokinase-like. Bases 119 to 727 code for a protein of 202 amino acids. The transcript is spliced from 2 exons. The record is from RefSeq and is a predicted model, not a curated record. Gene Ontology annotation, biological process: carbohydrate metabolic process. Gene Ontology annotation, molecular function: kinase activity. NCBI's taxonomy places the organism in Eukaryota, Metazoa, Mollusca, Bivalvia, Venerida, Veneridae.
UUGUGUGUAUUAUAAAACUGAGACGAAAGCGAUAUGUUAGUAGUCGUCAGAAAUAACAAAUUAUGAUAAAAAAGUAAUUGGUUUAAGAAACAGACAUUGUUUAUGAAAGUGUGAAGUUAUGGCUACCACUGGCUUGUGUUUGGGUAUUGACCUUGGGACUACUUCAGUCAAAGUUUCACUUCUUGACAUCACAUCGAAGAAUUUUAUAUUUUCCACAGCAGAACCUACCAAUGCUGAUGUUGAUGUAGAAGGGCAGAGAUCUGAGCAAGAUGUGUCUAAAAUUAUGCAGGCUGUGUGUACUUGUUUGACAAGAAUAACUAACAAAAACCGUGCCUGUGUAAAAUGUAUAAGCGUGUCAGGCCAAAUGCAUGGUGUGCUAUUAUGGAAUAAUGAUUUACAAUCAAGUCUUGAAGAUGGAAAAUUGACAGUCUGUAAUGCUAGUAACAUUAUAACAUGGCAAGAUCGAAGGGCAUCUUGCGAGUAUAUUUCAACUCUACCAAAACCAGACUCGCAUCAGAACCUUGCUGCUGGAUUUGGAUGUGUGACGCUGUUUUGGAUGGCACAGUUUGAACCGGAAAAGUUGGUACAAUAUAACACAGCCGGAGGUAUCAUGGACUAUAUGGUUGUUUUGUUAUGCGGACUAGAUAAACCAGUGAUGAGUGACCAGAUAGCUUCCAGCUGGGGAUACUUUUGCUCUGAAACAAGCACAUGGAACACACAAAUGUGAUUAUUCAUUUUUAUA